Messenger RNA from Solanum stenotomum, 489 nucleotides. RefSeq names its product calvin cycle protein CP12-1, chloroplastic-like. Gene Ontology annotation, cellular component: chloroplast. Gene Ontology annotation, biological process: negative regulation of reductive pentose-phosphate cycle. NCBI's taxonomy places the organism in Eukaryota, Viridiplantae, Streptophyta, Magnoliopsida, Solanales, Solanaceae. The coding region runs from base 49 to 438 and encodes 129 amino acids. The transcript has a single exon. The record is from RefSeq and is a predicted model, not a curated record.
CACAAUAAGAAAAAACAUCUUCUUCACCUUAACACAGAGCAAAAAAAAAUGGCGUCCAUAGCUGGUGUUAGUAUCACAACGCCAAGAAUUUCAGCCAAAUCAUCCGAUUCCCCCAAAAUUCAACCGUUGAAAUUCCCAACCCUAAACAGUCCAUGGAAGAAAUCAGGUCAAUUCGGUUACGGGAGGAUGUAUGUAGUAGUACCCAGAGUAGUUCCGGAUAAGAAGCUAUCUGAUUUAGUUGCGGAAAGUGUAAAAGAAGCUGAAGAAGCUUGUGCGGAGGAUCCGGUGAGCGGUGAGUGUAAGGCGGCGUGGGAUGUGGUGGAAGAGACGAGUGCGGCGGCGAGCCAUGCGAGGGAUAGGAAGAAGGAAUCAGAUGUGCUGGAGAAUUAUUGUAAGGAUAAUCCAGAAACGGAUGAAUGCCGCACUUAUGAUAAUUGAUUAUGAUUAUGAUUAUGAUGAUAGUAGCUACUCAUGUGUUGUGUUUUUUUU